Messenger RNA from Populus euphratica (Euphrates poplar), 842 nucleotides. RefSeq lists its product as uncharacterized. Bases 122 to 544 code for a protein of 140 amino acids. Gene Ontology annotation, biological process: blue light signaling pathway. NCBI's taxonomy places the organism in Eukaryota, Viridiplantae, Streptophyta, Magnoliopsida, Malpighiales, Salicaceae. The record is from RefSeq and is a predicted model, not a curated record. The transcript has a single exon.
CUCUUGCACUCUCUGAUUAUAUGUUAUUCUCGCAAAAAUUAAACCUAUUUUUCUAUAACAUUGCCCAUCUCUCUCUCUCUCUCUCUCUCUCAGCACACCAUUAUUGAAGAAGGAUAGCAAGAUGGAAGGAAUCCAUUUCUCAUCCAAGAAAGAAGAAGAUCCCACCAUUAAUAUAGUUAAUAAUCACUCAAAUAUUAUUGCUUCUACUAGAUCCACUAGCCAGAAUAUUCUUGCAUUCUCCACUUAUCAAGCAAGUACCAGCGCAGUUUCUCCACAUCAUGAUGGAGAUUGUGGGGCUGGUCAUGAAGCGCUGUUGCAUAAAGAUAGUGGACGUGAAAGAUUGAAGAAGCAUAGAGAAGAGGUAGCAGGCAGGGUCAUGAUACCAGAUACAUGGGGUCAAGAGGAUUCGCUCAAGGAUUGGAUCGACUGUUCCGCCUUUGAUGAGUUGCUAGCCCCCAACGGAAUUUCAUCAGCUCGCGAAUCCCUUGUUGCUGAGGGACGUAAAGGAAGCUCUCCAAGACUGGGCAUAGCAAGUAGGUGUUGAUGAUCACGAUCAAUCAUAUUAUCUUUAAUUAAUAAACAGCCUCUUCCUUGAUUACCACCAGCUAGCUAGAUCAUAUAUAUAAGUAGCUAUGAUCUAGCCAGCACGUGUUGAUGAUCUUAUUAAUUAUUUCUUGAUCUUAUAAAUGAACUAAUUAAGGGACAUGAUAGAUUAAACUUUAAAGCAAGAACAUGAUUAGUGUGGCUUAAUAUCUAUGGCUAGGCGGAAGUGUGUUUAGCUAGCUGUUCAAGGAUAUAUGUAAAUCUAUCUCAAGUUUAGCAUUUGUAUUGGAGUGAGAAAA